Molecule: messenger RNA, 2127 nt
Organism: Macrosiphum euphorbiae (potato aphid)
Lineage: Eukaryota; Metazoa; Arthropoda; Insecta; Hemiptera; Aphididae
Source: the annotation of a GenBank genome assembly
AUGGAAGUCGAAAAAAUCGUCCAAGAAAAAACCGAAAUGCAAAGGCAUUAUGUGAUGUACUACGAGAUGUCCUACGGCCUCAACGUCGAAAUGCACAAACAGACGGAAAUUGCGAAGCGUUUGAACGCCAUCAUCGCACAAAUAAUGCCUUUUCUCUCGCAAGAGCACCAACAGCAAGUAGCCACGGCUGUAGAAAGAGCGAAACAAGUGACCAUGACCGAACUCAACGCCAUCAUAGGGCAACAACGUCCAGAUCUGCCCAGGUUAUUGCAACAAAUGCACGCGCAGCAGCUACCGCACGCGGGUCAUGCGCCACCCAUACCAAUGAUGCCUCAUCCCGGACUUCCGGGACCACCGGUAACCGCGUCCGCCAGCCUGCUGGGCUUGGCCGGUGCCGCCGGUUCCGCGUCUCAUCCGUUGUCCAUGCUGGGCGCCAAACCGACUGAUAUGCACAGGGUGCCGAUUCUGACAAGCCUUUCGUCCGCCAUCGGAUUAAGUUCAGCUGAAGAAAGACACAGGAGUUCUAUAUCACCUGCGGAAAGGGAGAAAUUUCGCGUCAGGAGCUCACCGGAUAUUGAACCGCACAAAAAAGUGAAAAAAGAAGAAAAAGAUUGUCACGCGAGCGAUGGUGAAAAAAGCGAUCAAGACUUGGUAGUCGACGAUGCCAGUGAGGACCCCGUCUCGCCGCUUAAUGGUACAGCCUCGCCCAGAGAAAACGGAAUUGACAAGUUACAACCCAAAAAGGAACACAUUGGACCACACAGCCCGCGAAGCGGAACUUCGUCCAAUGCCAGCACUCCAUCCACCAAGAAGAUGGAAGAUAAACCCAGCACGCCGAUAUCCAAGUCGAUCACACCGACGAGCGGCGGCAGCGGUUGUAGUGGAGCUGCCGGCUCCUCGAUGAAACCCAUGGGAGUCAAAGGACCUUCGCUAGCCCAAUACCCACAUUAUCUGGCCGGGGGUGCAAAUCCGCACGAUCUUCAAGCGGCCGCGGCUGCUGCAGGCGCUUACGGUGCACUUCACAACAAUUUACCACCAUCGGCUGCGUUAAACAGUUACCCCAGGCCGGCGUUGGUCGGUUACGAUCCUCACGCACAAAUGAGAGCACCCCUCGGACCUGGGCUGGGAAUUCCCGGCGGAAAACCAGCGUAUUCGUUUCACGUGAGCGCCGAAGGCCAAAUGCAACCGGUGCCCUUUCCACCCGACGCACUGAUGGGUCCCGGCAUCCCGAGACACGCCCGUCAAAUCAACACUCUCGGGCACGGCGAAGUCGUGUGUGCUGUGACCAUCAGCAACCCUACCAAGUACGUUUACACCGGUGGCAAGGGCUGCGUAAAGGUGUGGGACAUCAGUCAACCCGGGUCCAAGUCGCCCGUAUCUCAACUAGACUGCUUGCAACGUGAUAACUAUAUAAGAUCUGUAAAACUAUUGCCAGACGGCCGAACGCUCAUCGUCGGUGGAGAAGCCAGUAAUUUGAGCAUAUGGGAUCUGGCAUCCCCCACGCCGAGAAUAAAAGCCGAGCUUACGUCCAGCGCCCCAGCGUGCUACGCACUGGCCAUCAGUCCGGAUUCUAAGGUGUGCUUCAGCUGUUGUUCAGACGGCAACAUAGCCGUGUGGGAUUUACAUAACCAGACGUUGGUUAGACAGUUCCAAGGGCACACGGACGGAGCGUCGUGCAUAGACAUCUCUUCAGACGGUUCAAAACUAUGGACCGGUGGUCUGGACAACACCGUCCGCUCUUGGGACCUGAGAGAAGGCCGACAGCUACAGCAACACGAUUUCUCAUCACAGAUAUUCUCUCUGGGUUAUUGUCCGACUGGCGAAUGGUUGGCCGUCGGCAUGGAGAACUCCAACGUCGAAGUGUUGCACGCCCUCAAACCUGACAAGUACCAACUGCAUCUGCACGAGUCGUGUGUGCUAUCCUUGCGCUUUGCGACUUGCGGUAAAUGGUUUGUGUCGACAGGCAAAGACAAUUUGCUAAAUGCGUGGCGCACACCGUAUGGCGCUUCCAUAUUCCAAUCUAAAGAAUCUUCUUCAGUGUUGAGCUGUGACAUAUCGGCCGACGAUAAAUAUAUCGUAACUGGUUCCGGAGAUAAGAAAGCAACUGUUUACGAAGUUAUAUACUAG